Molecule: messenger RNA, 3157 nt
Organism: Porites evermanni
Lineage: Eukaryota; Metazoa; Cnidaria; Anthozoa; Scleractinia; Poritidae
Source: the annotation of a GenBank genome assembly
GGAAGGGCAAAGUGCAAGGUAAAGUGAACUUUCCCAACGACAGUGGAGGGCUACCUCCUCGUCGAUCUUGUGCAUUUUUACGCCAACAUAUUCCAUCUAGAGCCCUAACGAGGGUCAAGGAAGAUCUCUCAAGUGACCGCUGUCGAUGGAAAAAUAUCUUGAAAGGAUCGAACGAUUAAUCUAAGGUAACUUACUUCAUCGAUAUUGACUCGCGAUCGAACAAAAUGAUUCCUGAUUCACGUCUCAUACCUGGAAGUGUAAAGGCCUUGGUGUUCGACUGCGAUGGAACUCUUGUUGAUACGAUGCCGAUCCACUGGAGAGCAUGGUGCAAAAUAUGCAACGAAACUGGUCUUGUCUUUCGCAAGAAAGACUUUUAUACUCUAGCGGGUGUGCCCGGUAAAAAAAUUAUCAAUGUCCUGGCAAAGCAGCAAGGAAUCAAGCUAGAUCCAUGCGCUAUUUACGACCAGAAAAGGAAAUACUUUCUAGAAGGACUAACGUCUGUUACAGCGAUCCAGUGUGUUGUUCGAUUCGCUCAAGAAGCCCAUAAAGUGGGAAUUCCAACCGCCGUUGCUUCGGGAAGUUCGCGCGCCCAAGUGCAGAAAGGUAAGGGAUCGAUAAGUUUGAGCUUGGUGUUUUAACUACCUGUCUGUAAAUAUUGUAAAUUAAGUUAACCAAAGCUGUAGAAAAUUCUUUAGAAUGUCUUUUUCUUAACAUUCUAUUUGGGAAUUUUUGAUAAAUUCGUGUGUACUUUCAAGCAGUUUCAAUGCCAUGUUAAAGGCGGUAGCUGCCGCCGCCCCCGGCAUACCCUCUUGGGAGAUUGUUUUGAAUUGUAUAUGAUCAUUUCUCGGGUACUUUAGUACGAUCUAGUCAGAGUAAUGCUUUCUAGAGAGUUACCUUUCUUAAGGGAAGAAGUUUUUGGCGUGUAUUUUACUUCCAGCUCAUCAUUUUACCUACAAUGUUCAAAGCGAAACGCACGAGUUCAAAGUCCACAUAAUUACAAAGGCAUCUUUCGUGUUCUUUUGAGAGACAAAUAUUUUGCAUAUAUUUUGAAGUAAAAAGGAUUUUUAUGUUAAAGGACCGUUUCAUUCUCCUCUAUGAUCGUUUUUGUUGGAAAUUUAUAGUUAUUUUUGACAACUUUGAUUUGGAUGCGCUUCGCUGGGGAAACAAAAUUUGUUGUUCCGUGUUUUCAUCCGACGAUGACUCUGCGAUUGGAAAAUUCAUGAAGGCGUGUUGGGGGUGUGUGCCAGUUCCGCGAUCUGAUUGGUUAGCGCACCAGGUGGUUCGAAGGUUUGUAAACAUUUCGAGUCGUUUUGCACGUAAAAUCCCAGUGAAAGAAACUGCGUGAAAUUACCCCUAAAAUGUGGAUAUCUCAAUAUUUUUUUUGUGUUUCUAUCAAAUCAAGAACUUUACUUGAUAUUUAGGUGCAAAAUUCAUUAAGAUGUGUAUUUUUCAACACGGGACGUGACAAAUACAUGUAUGUUUAUAGUUUAUUUCAACUCGUAUUUUCGUAAAUUAUUCAACGACACUAGGACUUUCCUAAUUUUGGUUUAAAGCAACAGUAAAAAACAAUUUUACUUACAAAAAAUUUUAAGAUUUUUGUAACUAAACUUAAGUUUUAAAGAAAGAACCUUCAGUAAAGUGAACUGAACAAAAGGAAACCGGUCGUUUCGAUACAAAUUCGCGUCGUUUUGAAACUACACAGAGAUUUCGAUCAUCAAGUAUAGUUAGCGGGCGAUCAAGAGGAAAACAUGAAUUUUCCUCGUUCUUAAAGCCAACUACGCGAGACUAUUUCUACCUCGACUGAAUAGAGCAAAAGCCUGAGCAAUAGGGAGUUAAAGCAGUCUCACGUAUGGCGAAGGCAACGUGAACAAGUCAAAGGUAUUAGGUUCGUAACCGGUUCAGUAAGCAAAACCACAAUUUUACAUACGUAUCACGCGUUUUGCUACGUCUCUUUGCCGUCACUGCACCACUACAACGUGAAAUUUCCUAAAGUGUCGUUUUGUGAGCUGCUUAAACACACCGGGAAAGACAUUUAAGCGAGCUGAAAUAAUCGCGUGAAAGUUCAAAUGGACGUGAAUGGGUUUCUUAAAGUCUUUUAUUUCUGUUUCACCCAUGGGUGCGUCUAACUCUUUAGAAAAACGACAAUGAUAUAUUUUUUUUAUUUUCACCUGUUUGUUCAUUUUUUUAUAUCAGCUCUCAAGCUAGCUGGAAUUGAUCACUUAUUCGAUGUAGUAUUGGGCAAUGAAGAUUACACAGAGCACAAGCCAAAGCCUGAUGCGUUCACUACAGCAGCUAAGCGACUAGGAGUCAGCCCAGAAGAAUGUUGGGGUUUUGAGGAUACGUAAGUCAGAUUUCAAUCUGAAAGAUGUGGGCUUGUUUGUUUAUGUGCCGGUUCAACUUAAGUUAUUGAAAAUCUUUCAACUUUGAAUGAUUAUUUUGAUGCUAGAAUUUUAGCCUAGGGGCCCUGGAAUAUUGGCUUGCUGAUCCAAUAACCCAUGUAUUUUCUCGUUUCAGUACUUUAAAUUAAGUGCUUUUGUCAAUGGCUUUAUUAAUAUUGUUUUUGGCUUUGUUACAAAAGGACCUACCCCACGGUAUCAGAGGUUUUUUUGUUUAUUUCACCUGGAUAUUUUGAAAACAGACCUCUGUAGCAAUUAAGCACCAUGAGGCAAACAAAAAUUAUAUAUGCAUGUAUGAUCAAACUUUAUACCCCUGACUCCUGACUAGCCUUGUUUCUUAAAAUAAAAUGAAGGAUUUGAAUAUUGAUUUUAAUUCUAUGACCAAUGCAGUGUCAUCAAUCGCAAUUCAUAAUAGGAAAGACCACAAAACUCUUUGAUUUAACAGCUGGUGGCUGUACUCUCACCUUGGCACAAUAUCAAAAGUUGACAUCACUGAACAGAUCUUUAAUCCCAAGUUUCAAGUGGCUGCAAAAUAUUUUGAAUGUGAUUCACUGUUGAUCGUCGAUCAGCAUUCACUAAUUUGCUUGUAUUUAUUUCCUAGGGACAUUGGUCUAGAAGCAAUUAGACAAGCUGGAUUUUACAGAGUAAUUGAUGUUCGACAAAUGGAGGGUUAUCCUACCAGAACAGAUGAGAAUGGACUCAUGAUCCAAAAUCCUGCCAAUGAAUUUCACAACCUAAGAUAUAGAGCCUUCACUAUGUAA